AUGACUGGGGUACAGGGGGCGGAGCUUUGGAGGACCCCGCCCCUUGGCCGACCUCCUGGGCUCCAGGGCGCACGCGCAGGGCUGGAGCUGGCGCGGCCAGCCCCUCCCCCAACCCCGCCGCGGGAGGGGAACCGGCAGCCGCGGCUGCUCGGGCUCGCGGGGUCUGUCGUCGUCAUGUGGGAUGAGAUGACCCUGACCUUCUCCCGCACGUCCAUGUUCCCCUUUUUUGACAUCGCCCACUACCUGGUGUCGGUGAUGGCGCUGAAGCAGCGGCCAGGGUCAUCGGCAGUGGCAUGGAAUAAUCCCCUGUCCAGCUGGUUGAGUGCUAUGCUCCAUUGCUUUGGUGGGGGAAUUUUGUCCUGUAUACUGCUUGCAGAGCCUCCGUUGAAGUUUCUUACAAACCACACUAACAUUUUACUGGCUUCUUCAAUCUGGUAUAUUGUAUUUUUUUGCCCACGUGACCUAGUUUCCCAGGGCUAUUCAUAUCUACCUAUUCAACUCCUGGCUGCGGGAAUGAAGGAGGUGACCAGAACUUGGAAAAUCGUAGGUGGAGUCACACAUGCUAAUAGCUAUUACAGAAAUGGCUGGAUAGUCAUGAUAGCUGUUGGAUGGGCCCGAGGGGCAGGUGGUGUUAUUGUCACAUCUUGUGAAGAGUUUCUAAAAGGAGAUUGGAAACCAGAAGGUGAUGAGUGGCUGAAGUUGUCCUUCCCUGCCAAGGUGACACUGCUGGGGUCAAUCAUCUUCACUUUACAGCACACCAAUCAUCUGGCGAUGUCAAAGCAUGAUCUCAUGUUUCUUUAUACCAUGUUUCUCGUGACCAUAAAGAUAACCAUGAUGAUAACAAAGGAUUCCACGGUGACCCUUGCUCCCUUUGAGGAUACCUUGAGCCGGAUGCUGUUUGGUUGGCAGCAGCAGUUUUCAUUGAGUGAGAAGAAACCGGAAGAGAAACCAUCUUCCAAUGGCACUGCCUCAUCAGUGUCUAAGCCCACCAUAGAGGAUACGGACACUGCUAAGAGGCAUGCCAAGAAAGAAGACUGACCAUUUUACCUAUGCUUGGGAGGCAAAAAGGGAGAGUUACUUUCCUAGUAGAGUGUGGUGGUAUUUCUAUGUAAAUGAUGUGAAAUAAGCUUAUCUGUAAGGAUAGAG
Messenger RNA from Phodopus roborovskii (desert hamster), 1146 nucleotides. RefSeq names its product transmembrane protein 38B (gene Tmem38b). The transcript has 7 exons. Gene Ontology annotation, biological process: potassium ion transmembrane transport. Lineage: Eukaryota; Metazoa; Chordata; Mammalia; Rodentia; Cricetidae. Gene Ontology annotation, molecular function: identical protein binding; potassium channel activity. Gene Ontology annotation, cellular component: membrane. Bases 1 to 1038 code for a protein of 345 amino acids. The record is from RefSeq and is a predicted model, not a curated record.